Molecule: messenger RNA, 458 nt
Organism: Paramecium octaurelia
Lineage: Eukaryota; Ciliophora; Oligohymenophorea; Peniculida; Parameciidae
Source: the annotation of a GenBank genome assembly
AUGGUUCUAAACUCCAAUUCUUAGCAACAACAAUUAAAGUAAGCACUUUAAUAAUAUUAUUAAUAGAUGCAGCCAAACAUAGAUUAGCAACGCAACAUAUAGCGAACCUGAGAGAGAUAAAAUAUAACAAGUUACUUAAAACUUGCCUUUCUAUAUUGCUAAUACCAGUGGAAUAUGGAGAUUGAUUUCUAAAAACAAAACGAUGAGUAAUGAACCUUCAGUAAAUAGAAAGGGGGGUGUUUGAACAACUCAGGAAAGAUUAAGAAUAACAAGCUGGCGCAUAGCCAAUAGUAGAAGAGAGAAUAGUCUCAGAUUAAGAAUCGGCACGAAGUCAUCACUAAUUCUGCAAGCUAGAGAUGAACUAAUAAAAUGACAUAGUCAUUAAAAAAUGGUGGAAGCUUUCAUAAAGGAUAUUGAGAGAGUUAAUCCUAAAAGAUAAAUAAGAGAUAUUAAUCUGA